Durusdinium trenchii is the source of this 599-nucleotide messenger RNA. Lineage: Eukaryota; Dinophyceae; Suessiales; Symbiodiniaceae. The record is from the annotation of a GenBank genome assembly.
GGUAUGAGUAUGCCGUCUUUAGCUUUCUUGAGCCCUACUUUCAGAAAAACUUCUUCCACGGCUCGGCGGUGUCCACCUGGCUGGGCUUCGCCUGCACCUUUGUGGCGCGACCCUUUGGCGGGCUGGUCUUGGGCGUGGUGGGCGACAUCUUCGGCCGAAAGGCUUCGACAUUCUUGUCGAUCUUCGGCAUGAUGGUUGGCACCGUGGGUCAAGGCUUGUUGCCCACAUACCAAAAUGGCGACGUGUCGGGCACCAUCGGCUUGACUUUGUUGGUCUUGCUGCGAUUGCUGCAGGGCAUAUGCACAGGUGGUGAGAUCGCAGCCGUGUCCACCUACAUCACAGAGGUGGGGUCCAAAGACGCACUGGCACGGUCGAUGAUGUUGAUUGGAAUCACCGCCAGCAUCGGCUUUCUCUUGGCACAAUCUGCGAGUUAUGGCUUGGAGCUGCUGGGUCAGGAACGAAUGGAGAGUUGGGGAUGGCGGCUGCCAUUCUUGAUCACGGCCAUCCCUGGAAUCAUUGCCACCGUGGGCCGGCGCUGCAUGCCCGAGUCAGCGGAGUUCUUGGAGGGGCGAGCUCGGGCGUCUGAAGCUUGUGAGUCG